CUCCAGCAGAUCGGAUGCACGCAUCGCGGAGCCACCUCCCCACGUCCGGCGAGUCUCUCCUCCGCCUUUUGGCCGCCUGCCGUGCACCCGCCCACCUCCCAUCCCUGCGCGCCGCGCACGCGCGGCUCCUCGUGCUGCUCCACCCUUCUCACCCAUCCGCGGCACACGCUAACGUCAAACUCAUCCAAGCCUACGCUGCCUGCUCCGCGCUCCCCUUGGCGCACACCGUGCUCGAGUCCUCCUCCCCCGACGGCAGGAGCAGAACCACCACCGUCUGCUUCAACGUACUCAUUCGCGCGCUCACCGCCUCCUCUCUCCACCGCGAUGCGCUCGUCCUCUUCGCCUCCAUGCGGCCGCGGGGCCCAGCCUGCUUCCCCGACCAUUACACCUACCCGCUCGCGCUCAAGUCGUGCUCGGCGUCCAAGGAUCUCCUCCUCGGCCUCCAGAUCCACUCCGCCGUCGCUAAGCUCCGCCUCGACAGGAACGUCUACGUGGCACACUCCGCGAUCAGCAUGUACUCGCGGUGCGGCCGCCCGGAGGACGCUUACAGAGUGUUCGACGGAAUGCCGCACCGGGACGUCGUCUCUUGGAAUGCUAUGAUCGCGGGGUUCGCGCGUGUGGGUCUGUUCGACCGUGCUAUUGAGGUUUUCAAGCAGUUUGUGGUGCUGCAGGGUUCAAUGCCAGAUGCCGGCACCAUGGCAGGUAUCUUACCCGCUAUGGGGAACGCCAAGCCAGAUGACAUUAGGUUUGUGAGGAGAGUGUUUGACAAUAUGCAGUUUAAGGAACUUAUAUCUUGGAAUGCUAUGCUCGCUGUAUAUGCUAACAAUGAAUUUCAUGUUAAGGCAGUUGAGCUGUUCAUGCUGAUGGAAAAGGAUGAGGUUGAGCCAGAUUCAAUUACUCUAGCAACUGUUCUUCCUCCAUGUGGGGAGCUAUCAGCAUUUUCAGUGGGAAAACGUAUCCACGAGAUUAUCAAGCGAAAAAAUAUGUGCCCUAACUUGUUGCUUGAAAAUGCUCUCAUGGACAUGUAUGCAAGCUGCGGCUGUUUGAAGGAUGCUAGGGAAAUCUUUGAUUUGAUGAGUGCCCGGGAUGUGAUAUCAUGGACUUCAAUCAUAUCUGCUUAUGGAAAGCAUGGUCAUGGAAGAGAGGCUGUUGAUCUUUUUGAGAAGAUGCUAGGACAGGGGCUGGAACCAGACUCUAUUGCCUUCGUUGCUGUUCUAGCAGCAUGCAGCCAUGCUGGACUUUUGGCUGAUGGAAAGCACUACUUUGAUUCCAUGACAUCCAGGUAUCAUAUCAUUCCAAAAGCAGAGCACUACACUUGCAUGGUGGACCUUCUCGGCCGUGCUGGAUGUAUAAACGAGGCAUAUGAUUUUAUCACGACAAUGCUGAUUGAGCCAAAUGAAAGAGUCUGGGGAGCCUUAUUACAAGCUUGUCGAAUUCACUCCAAUAUGGACAUUGGACUCGUGGCAGCAGACAAUCUGUUCAGCUUAGUACCUGAACAAACAGGAUACUAUGUGCUGUUAUCUAAUAUGUAUGCUAGAGCUGGGAGAUGGGCAGAUGUUACCUCGGUGAGAAGUGUCAUGGUGAAUAAGGGUAUCAAGAAAUUUCCUGGUACUAGUAUUGUUGAGCUAGGGGAUCAGGUUCACACAUUUCAUAUUGGUGAUAGAUGUCACCCACAAUCUGAAAUGAUCUACCAUAAACUGGAUGAGCUAUUGGGAAAAAUAAGGGGGAUGGGUUAUAACCCAGAGGUAGAGGCUACACUUCAUGAUGUCGAAGAAGAAGACAAGGAAGACCAUCUUUCUGUUCACAGUGAGAAAUUAGCUAUUGCAUUUCUCCUUUUGAACACUAGUCCAGGUACAAUUAUCAGGGUGACUAUGAAUCUCAGAACCUGUAGCGACUGUCAUCUUGCUGCGAAGCUGAUUUCAAUAAUCACCUGUAGAGAGAUUGUCCUCAAAGACACCAAUAGGAUCCAUCAUAUAGUACAAGGAGUUUGCUCAUGUGGGGAUUAUUGGUAGAGGAUGUACAAUUAUCAUAUACUGCAUUGAUUGAAGCGUCUACUUGGAGAGAAAAGAUUUUUGCUCUUUUAAGCAUGAUGCUUGAAUCCACUUUUCCUCAACUUCUGUCCUUCGAUUGAAUGGAUGUUAGUUUUCUGGAUAACAUUUGUAACAGAAAUUCAGCAUCCAUACUCAGCUGCAGAAUAAAGAAGAGAACAAUACCUAUCUACGCUUGAGCAUUUGGUUUCUUUGUCUAGUAUUCGGGCUCUUUUGUUCCACAAAAUCAAUCUAACAGAAAGACUAUUAGAGAUACGUGCCAAUCAGUAUCAGUUGUAUAUAUUUCUUGAACUUUUGAGAAACAUGUACAAAUAAAAAGGUGAACCCCAGGCACUAAGCGAUACAAGAACAUUUAGCAUUCAUUUGUUCUUGAUAAUUUUAUGCCAUUUUCCAACUGAACAAGAACCAAUGGAACUAUGGAAGUAUGGAACAGAGAUAUUCUGGGGCAUGCAAGAGAUCUUAGAAGUAACAGUCACUGAAACUAUAACCUCAUGAUCAAUGUUCUGAAGUUACUGGACAUUGUCAGUUAAGCUUAUUAGUUCAGAUAGUCAAGGAAGGCAAGCAGUACUAUGAGCGGAAGCUGGAAAGAAAAAUCAAUCAUGUUAUAUGCUGCAGAAAUCUGAGGCAUGUGCUUCUCUAUCUCUCCCUACUUUGUUGUUAUAACUGUUGAGUUUGUGAUCCAAAUUCCGUAUAUGGAGGCCGUGUUGGCGAGUGGAGCGGAGGCCCGUCGCCGGAAGGCUUGGGUCGGAGUGUAUAUAUUAGUGACCCUAAUUAGGGUUUGCUGCUCGUCGUCUUUUUACUCCUCUUGUAAGCCGCCGUCUACGGACGACGUUCUGUAAACACUCCACAUAUAGUGAAUGUUUCGCCUGGCUGGUGCCCAUGGUUUUUCCCUUCGCAUUGAAGGGUUUUCCACGU
Zea mays is the source of this 2963-nucleotide messenger RNA. Its product is annotated as Putative pentatricopeptide repeat-containing protein. The record is from RefSeq and is marked validated. Bases 15 to 2012 code for a protein of 665 amino acids. NCBI's taxonomy places the organism in Eukaryota, Viridiplantae, Streptophyta, Magnoliopsida, Poales, Poaceae. Gene Ontology annotation, biological process: RNA modification. The transcript has a single exon. Gene Ontology annotation, molecular function: protein binding; RNA binding; zinc ion binding.